AUUCAAGUCAGUGCUAUAUAAAACAUAUAACUUAAUAGCUAGUGGCGGCAGUUGGCCCGUUCUGCGAAAUUCCAGCUUGUUCCUUUGUUUGAUCACCAAACUGUGUAAAUAUGGCCAAAAUGUUGCGCAGACGUAAUUGGCGAGAGCAUAAUGCCAAUAUUUGCUGAGACAUUUCGCCAAUUGUCUUGGCCACAUAUAAAACUGCCAGCGUCCGAAAUGGCAUUCACCACAGCAACAGCAUCAGGCAGCACACACACACACUAUGAAGGCAGGACAACUGGCACUCCGCAUCCUGGCGAUAAGCCUGUGCAUCUGGCUAACCACCGCCACGACCACAACCUCGACGACCACCACCACCACCGACGCCACCACCACGACGACGACGACGACGGAUGCCACCACAACCACCACCACCACGACGGCCUCCUCGUCCUCCUCCUCGAAGGUCCAUCGCAAGCGGUUCAGGAUCAAGAAUCUCAAGUACUCGAUCAAGCGCAAGGUGCGUGUCUACAAGAACGGCUCCAGCUCCAGCUCCAGCUCCAAAUCCAAGAAGCGCUCGGGCAGGCGGGUCAGUUCGCGCCGGGUCAACCAGCUGCUCCGCCGCCGCAAUCAGGGAUGAGUUCCCAAAGCCAUAACGAGUCAUAUCAAUUCGCGCAAUAAAAGCUACACUCCAAACAAACACCUAAAUAUUUAAAACAAAAAUAAUAAUGUGAUUGAAGCAAUUGGAAGGUAAG
Drosophila teissieri is the source of this 734-nucleotide messenger RNA. Its product is annotated as protein new-glue 3. NCBI's taxonomy places the organism in Eukaryota, Metazoa, Arthropoda, Insecta, Diptera, Drosophilidae. The coding region runs from base 263 to 619 and encodes 118 amino acids. The transcript has a single exon. The record is from RefSeq and is a predicted model, not a curated record.